Corythoichthys intestinalis (scribbled pipefish) is the source of this 5779-nucleotide messenger RNA. It is a transcript of the gene cep20, whose product is annotated as centrosomal protein 20. The transcript has 4 exons. The record is from RefSeq and is a predicted model, not a curated record. Gene Ontology annotation, molecular function: protein binding. Gene Ontology annotation, cellular component: ciliary basal body; motile cilium; centrosome. The coding region runs from base 52 to 465 and encodes 137 amino acids. NCBI's taxonomy places the organism in Eukaryota, Metazoa, Chordata, Actinopteri, Syngnathiformes, Syngnathidae. Gene Ontology annotation, biological process: microtubule anchoring; cilium assembly.
GUCAUUCCUAUUUAUCUGCGCGAAGAAAAAUUGCUCGCUUGUUUUGCUACAAUGGCGACCAUCGCUGAGCUCAAAUGCGCCAUAAGAGAAACGCUGGAGUCUCGCGGAGUGCUGGGCCAACUGAAAGCUCGCAUCCGGGCAGAAGUGUUCGAUGCCCUCGAUGCCCAACGCGAACAGCGUCCGCCGCUGUCCCAUGAAAACCUAAUCAUCAAUGAGCUCAUCCGGGAGUAUUUAGAAUUCAACAAGUACCGACACACAGCCUCGGUUCUGACUGCAGAGUCUGGCCAGCCCCAAGUUCCCCUGGACAGACAGUUUCUGGCAAGCGAGCUGAGAGUUUCUGAAGAUAAGAGCUCCAAGUCAGUGCCUCUUCUGUAUGGUUUAGUGUCACACUUCUUGGUUAGCAGUGAUGAAGGAAGAAAGCUGUUCUUAAGAGGCACCACACAUCCUGGAGGCCACCUCUCCUAGGAACAAGGGAUACAGAGCUGACAGCGCACGAAACAAUUCGUGAUGGACCAAAACUAUUUGUGGCUUGCUCUCAGGUUUUUUUUCUCACUUAUUCCGCCAGCUGGAUGGGCGGGGCCCUGCGUUGGACGUGUGGACAUUAGGAGUAGGACUGCACAAUGUAUCGUUUGUACAAUGCCAUCACAAUGUGCCCUUGCGCAAUAGUCCCUUCGCAAAGCAUGCGAUUGUUUUUUAUUUAUUUAAUUUUUAACAUGGUAAGUUUUGUUUUGCUUCAUAAAAGCAGCAAGUGUGCAGAGACGUAUCUUCCUGAAUCCCUCUUAUAUAUACAACAAUCUUCUUCAUUCACAGAUGAACCCACUUAGCCUGGAUUAAUUACAUGAAUAUAAUGUGGUCAUGGUGAGUCACCAAGUCUUCCCAAACAGCUAUUCAAGUCAUCUAGUGAAAAUUCUUGUAAUUUUAAUUUAGCAAUAUAUCCCCCAAAAAGUCGCAAUGUUAUUUUUUUCCCAAUAUCAUUCAGCUCUAAUAAGGAGCGCAGUAUUUAAGGAUACCUUUCAAUAUCAGCUGUUGUCGGACUAUUAGCUUGCUUACCCCUGUGUGCGUCAUACAUCUCAUUAGAGUUCUCCUGCCUACAUACCUUUCUUAUUGUGAUCGUUUAGAUUUUUUGGUACAUAUUGCAAUUUCUUGGUUUUGACUUUUUUUGAUCGUUUUGCCAUCACCUUGUUUGCUCUCGUCGAUUCUGUUCGUGCUGUUUUUGUUCACAUUUUUCUUGUGUCUCUUGCCAUGCUCCCUUUUUUAACACUUUUUUUAUUGUCACAUUUUCUGGAGUGCUCCCGUGGUGGAUUUUUUUUUUUUUUUUUAUAUAUAUAUAUAUAUGAUGAUUAUAUGAAUGAUUCAUCGUCUCUGUUUUGGGAUCCCACCUUUAACGGCUUUCACAAAAAAAGUCAAUAUAAAGCAAUUAGACUAACUUUCUUCAAUCGUCAUGUUUUUCCACCUUUCAAAGAGCUCAAAGCGCUUAAAUGUUACAUCAGCGUAGAGCUCAUAAUUUUUUUUUUUUUUCAGGCAGUUACAUUCAUCUUCACGAAUUCAGUUCUUUGCUUUCAAGGAACACAGAGAAAAAAAAACAUUGAGCUGAAAAUUUAGCUGAUGUGACGUUUUUAUAAACAAAUUGUCACAUUAUGUUUUAUUAUUUUGCAUAAAAGUACAUUUUCUCGACUGUUCCCUUAAUAUUUUUUUUAUAUUCGCUAUUACGUUACAAAUAUUUGGUGAAUCCUUUCAAAGCAUUGUCCUUUUUGAAUACCACCGCACGGUGGCAGUAUUAUCUAAAAUGAGACAAAAGCAGCGUGUCCAAAGCAGUCCAAACUCCAAAGGUCUUUAUUAUUAAAGGACAUAAAUUUAAUAAGCUGAAAACUUUUUAUUUGAUCUAUUACAUAAUUUACAAACAAAGAUCAAAUUAGUUUGUAAACACCUGGCAACAAUGAUCCAAUUGGUUGUAAGUUUGUGUUUGGUUUUGAUCCCUACAAUAACACUCUUUUAUGGUCUGGUCUUGCAUUAUUUGUCCUGUUUAAACACCAUAAUCAUGAAAUAAACCCCUGCUUUUUAAAGCUUGUGAAUUUUAAUGCCUCGUCAUCCACUAACCCAAGGUCACAAGGACCUGGAAUCAAACCCAGAAGCAUCAUGGAAAGGGCAGCCUACUCCGUAGACUGGUUACCAGUCAAUCAAAGUGCGCAUAUACAGUACAGAUUAAACCAUUUUCCAUAUAUGAAGAAAGACUUGAAAGCUCUCUUUAGAAAAAUUUCCCAGUUUGGCUGUCCAGUAAUUGGAAUGUGAAAUUCUGACUAGUUUGCUCAAAUUUAUUGCAAAUUUUGUCAGCAAAAUUUUAAUUUAAAAAACCUAUGUCGAUCAGUUGUUUUGAGGGAAAGUGAAUUACACAGGGUGAUGCUGCACUAAAAACACUCAGCACAACAAGCCCACGGCUUUUGCAUUUCUUCCUCCCUGCCCAUUUAAGGGAACCUGACAUUCUUAUCGCACAGUUCCUUGAACUGGUUAUUUACAGAGCAAACCAUUUACUUCAGCAUGAUCAUCAAGAGUAAACGGAGAUAAGUUCUCAAUAAGAUAAUUCAACUCUCAACAGUUUUGAAAUUAUACUGAAUCAGCCAUUGCUGCCGCUUCCUAAUUUUUUUACGUAAACAUCUACAGAAAUCAUGGACCUUGUUUUGAAAGAAUUUGAGAGCUCUGACUUCCUUGCCUUCAUACACCUCUAGGAUGAACUGGAUUGUGGGUCCCGUGAUCUCCAAAUCUAUUUUCUCACCAAAGGCCAAAUCAAUGUUGACGUGUAACAAAGUUUCUGAUCACCACUACGCCGCUUUAAGAGCAACCCUUAUUUGCAGAAGUAGAGUCCCCUAAUUUAUUGGCGGUUGAUAUGAGCGCUUGCUUGUAAAGGGCUAUAUAUGCGAAAGGAGAUAAACAGUGGUUGGUCAGUUGGCAGUUAGCCGUAUAAUUGAUGUUACUGUGCCUCCACACUAUAAAAGAGUUGUGUGUUAGAGACAGUUGUAUAAAUAUUAAAUGAAGUGUUCUUUGACUAUAAAACUGUGUUCUUGUUUGCCCUUGGGCUCGAACGAAUUCCAUGUGGGUCAAACAUUCUCAAAUAUAUUUUAAAGUAGAUGGCCUUUUAUGGUGCUAAUGAUGAGGGAAGAACAUGUCAUAUUUUUUCCCAAUCUAUUCAUUUUCUGCUCUGAUUUUAUAUUUAGCCUUAAAGUUUUCAUGUAAUUGAUAUAGCAGCCAUAGAUGUUUACUUGUUGUAUGGUGGAAGUAGACUUGAAAUGGAACUGGAGGUCAAAAUGGGCUCAAACUAAAGAGCAAUGUUUGUGAAAUUGUGCCACACCAAAUUGAAUAUUUUUAGCAAAAUAAAUAGUGUCGAAGGCAUCCACACAUAACUGACUUGUGUUCAGAUGCACUGUGAUUCAUUCAUUAUCCUUUUCACAAUUGCCAUCUAAUUUACGGUCAACCUGUACUAAAUCUGUAACAUUAGUUGGAUCUACUUUUUAAUACAAUAGCCACAACAACAAAUAUUGUUUAAGUGUCGAUUAAUAACAUCUGUGGUUUCGGCACCAACUACUGCAACUAAUGCAUUUAAUUAUUUUUAUCUCUUUGGAUUCACAAGUGAGCAACCCUAUCCUGUCCGACUUGACGCAUGUGGUAUGGUCACCUGUUCGUCUGUAACAGCUCACUGGUUGGGAACUAUUAGAUAAAAAUCAAAUCUUCUGCCGGGAGCAGAUAACUAUACCUCUACUAUUGGCUAUAAUUCACCUGUCAUCAAUCACACCUACCGAAACUCCAAGUAAAAUCAGUUAUCCAUACUGAUGUCCAGUCAUUUAUAGUAUUGAUUCACUAUUGUCUGUGGACCAUAUUUAGUCACUGGGGCUCUUGGUGUUUGUCUACACGACACUUCGAAAGUAACAGAGAAAGCUGCCGGGAUUCCAAACAGAACCUCUCUCCUUAUAUGGCACACACAGCAACUUCUGUUCAGUGUAUCUCCUACUUUACUUGCCUCCACCUCUGCCGCCCUGCCCUCAUGUCUCAUUCGUUAUCCCUCCCUAUUCCUUGUAAGCUCGACCCACCUUCCAAAUCGGAGUGCAUCGCGGCUGCCUCCUUGAUGUUGGCCAGAGGGUGUGCUGAGGUCCUCCAUGUAGGUCCAAACACCUACACACACAAACGUACUUCCACUCCUUGGCCCAGAACAGGCUCUGGCUAUCAACUCACACCUUGAUUUAUUGGAGCAAACAGUACAGUGUCCUUAUAAAGGAAGUUCCACUGGAAAGACGAUGGAAAGAGGGCGGGGAGGUAUUGUAGGCUGUAGGAGCUGGAGUCCCACUCUUUGUGGUAGUGGAAUUUAAAGAUCUGCAUACACACACAUACACAGUGAGACUGGGAGACUCGCCAUUUAAAUUAUGGGUUUGUUUACUGAGGUCUUUCUGGACUUUUGUCAAGGGGGAUUCCUGUAAAAGGGACAGCUGACUCGCCUUAUGAGGAGUGAAUGUUGGUUGCAUAAUCUAUGGACUAUGUUUAGACCAUGUGACAUCCAUUCAUUCUCAUCAAUGUGAAAAUUCAAUAUCAUCAAUCUAGCCACGCUGAAAUUAACUCCGUGCCUGCAAUCAGGGGCGCUGCCAGGGAUUUUGGGCCCCAUGAAAAGAUAUCACUUUGGGCCCCACCACCUGUGCCAGGGGACGGACACACAUUUAGAGUAUCAACUACGUAAUUUCCUGCAUUCUGGUGAAUCUUUACACCCUUAUUUAUGCAUUUUCUGCAUGAAUUUAAGAAGAAAAUAUAUUCAUGUAAACAUACAGCGUAUAGAGCAAUAAUGAAUAGACUGAUAUCAUCUAUAAAAAAUGUACUGAAGGCCAUCUUUUACAAUCUAAAUAUGUUUAUAAGAAAUAUUCUCAGCGCAAAUACCAUAAUGAAUGACUUAGAUGUUUUGUUUUAACUUAACUAUACUACAGUAUACAGUAUACAACUUUUUUAGUAUGAAGAGAUUGCUAAGGGUUUGCCUGCUGUACUGAUUAAAUGUAAGCUAAAAGUGGAACAAACACUAGCUAGCAAACAAUUACGGUAUUUCAUUAUGGAGUAGGCUUAGCCUCAUCUGGAAACUCGCGAUCUCCACUAUAGGCUACAGCUCCGAAGCGACGUCCCUUGUUAACAAACUAAAUUCAUUUGAUGACAAACUAAAUUCAAUAAAUUCUUGACAAACUGGAUUCAAGCCGAUUCUAAAAAAAAAAAAAAAAUUCCACACCAACUUUCAACAUCUGUAUGAUACCAAAAAAUGCCGUCAUGAGGCCGGGAAUCCCGUAUUUCUUACGGAGUGAGCUGGGACCUCGCUUCGGAGCUAAGGUAACAGGUUAAUUUUCAGCGCUACACUGACACAAGACACCAACCUUCCUUUGUGAAGUACUUUGUCACAUCCUGUUGGCCUUCUCUACCCAUCUCCUGUUUUGCUUUCUUUUCUUUCCUCUUUUGAAAACACGAUUUUUGUUUUGAAAACAUUUCUGCACUACUGUGCUCUGCGCGCUUCGAGUCAUUGACUGGUGUAAGUGUGCAUCGCUGCUCCCGUUCUGAUUGAAGAAAGGGCGGACCAAACCAUUUAAUGAAAAUACAGGGUUUUGGGGGGGUGGCUAGCAAUACAUAUGCUCUCUGGGUGUUUACUUUUUGCCAAAAACAAAACAAGAAAACAAAGCCCUUCAUUUUAUACCUAUUAAAAUUAUAAUUAUUAAUAUUUAAAUUUGCAAACGAUUACCUAAUGUUAUAAUUUUCUUUGUGGGCCCCC